Molecule: messenger RNA, 1776 nt
Organism: Recurvomyces mirabilis
Lineage: Eukaryota; Fungi; Ascomycota; Dothideomycetes; Mycosphaerellales; Teratosphaeriaceae
Gene: TIM44
Product: protein translocase subunit
Exons: 1
Coding region: 1-1776 (591 amino acids)
Biological process (GO): protein import into mitochondrial matrix
Cellular component (GO): mitochondrial inner membrane
Molecular function (GO): protein-folding chaperone binding
Source: RefSeq, a predicted model, not a curated record
AUGAGUACAAGUUCACUACGCAGCCUCUCGUCGCGGGCAGGAGGCGGCCUACCACGAAACCUCGCCGCUCGUCCCACCACCACAGCCACAUAUGGCCGCACAGCUGCCUACCGACGGAUAGCAUCAGACUUCAGACAAUACAGUGAAGCAUCAUUACAAUCACGACAACAUGCUGCGCCUACGAUAUUACCUCCUUUUGCGUUGCGAUCACAUUUCUUACCCACAUCAUUACCAGCGGCUGGAGCCUCACUAAGACACAUAUCUUUCAAGGAGCUGAGGGCGGCCAGAGCGAAGGAGAGGGCUCAGGAGACUGCCUCGGUGCCACAGCAACCACAGGAACCCGCGCAAGCCAAGUCAGAACCAGCAGCAGCAUCAAAACAGGCGGCUUCCGAGCCACCGAAGCAGGAGACAUCCACCUCCAGUGAGGCCGAGGCAGCUUUUGCGAGUGCGAGAGGAGAAGCCGAGCGACAGUGGGCAAAGGAAGAAGCCCGGCAACGAAAGGAACAAGAAAAGGAGGAGCAAGAGGAGAAGACCGAGGGUGAGGCAGGCGAGGAAGGAAAAGACGGCGAGCAGGCCAAGCAAAAGAAGGAGAAGAAAGAAGCCCCUCCACCCCACGGCAGCAAAACACCCUGGCAAGUCUUCACCGAGACCCUCCAAGCCGAAUUCAAAGCCAGUAAAGAAUGGGAGGAGAGCACCAAGCAACUAAGCGGCAGCAUCACCGACUUCACCCAAAACCCCAACGUCAAGCGAGCAGCAAGCGCCUACAGCAAAGCAGCCGAAGUAGCCAGCUCCACAACCGGCAAAGCAUUCCUAGGAACAGCGGGCGCGAUCGGACGAGGAGCAGCCUGGACCUGGCAAACCCCCGUAGUCAAAGGCCUCCGCACGGGCGCCGCAGCCGUCGGGUCCGGCGUGGAAAAAGCCACCCGCCCCGUCCGCGAGACCGAGGCUUAUAAAAGCGUCAAAGACACCAUCGACGACGGCGCCUCCCAACGCUACGGCGGCUGGACGGAAAAAGAAGAACGGAAGCGUCGGCGGGAGGAGCUUGACAAGAAACUCGGCCGGUCCGCCGAACCGCAAGAAAUCUUCGAAGAGGACCUCAACGCCGGCACGAACGUGACUCUACACAAAGAUGCCCAAUGGAAAGAAUCCUGGAAGUCCUUCCGCGACAAUUCACCCCUCAUGCAACGCUUCUUCGGCAUGGGGAAUACCUACCGCGAGAGCGAGAACCCGCUCAUUUCCACCGCACGGGGUGUGACGGACAGGAUCGCGGGCUUUUUCGCGGAAAACGAGACGGCGAUGGUGAUUAAGAAGUUCCGGGAGAUGGACCCGAGUUUUCAAUUGGAGGCUUUCUUGACCGAGAUGCGGACGUACAUUCUACCCGAGGUGUUGGAGGCGUAUGUGAAGGGGGACGUGGAGACCCUCAAGCUCUGGUUGAGCGCGGCGCAAUAUCAAGUCUACGCCGCCCUAAUGGCCCAAUACACAACCGCCGGCCUGCAAUCCGACGGCCAGAUUGUGGAUAUCCGCAACGUGGACAUUCUAUCCGCGCGGAUAUUGGAACCAGGGGAGAUCCCGGUGUUUGUGCUCAUGGCCCGCACCCAGGAGGUGCAUGUUUAUCGGAAGAAGAAAUCGGGGGAGCUGGCGGCGGGGAUGGAGGAUAAGGUUCAGCAGGUCACGUAUGCGAUUGGGGUUACCCGGAUCCCCGAGGAUGUGCAUAAUCCCGAGACCAGGGGGUGGAAGUUGAUUGAGUUGCAGAAGAGUGGGAGGGAUUAUAUCUGA